This is a messenger RNA of Helianthus annuus (common sunflower), 1655 nucleotides long. RefSeq names its product RCC1 domain-containing protein RUG3, mitochondrial. The coding region runs from base 63 to 1364 and encodes 433 amino acids. The record is from RefSeq and is a predicted model, not a curated record. Lineage: Eukaryota; Viridiplantae; Streptophyta; Magnoliopsida; Asterales; Asteraceae. The transcript is spliced from 6 exons.
CCCUAAAAUAAACCCUUUUAGAAACCCGGUCAAAACCCAAGGCUCAAACCAAACUGGAUUCAAUGUCGCUCCGUCAACUCCGCCGUACACUAACAACCACCGCCACCACCACCGACAAACUCCCAAUCUUAUACAACUCCACCACCACCACCUCCUCCACCGUCACGCUCCAGCUACUCGCGUGGGGGAGGGGCUCUUCCGGCCAACUCGGUAACGGCAACGAAGAAUCCCAAAUAUACCCUUCUCCAGUUUCACAACUCCUUGUUCCUCCUCACUCCUUCAACAUCUCUUCAUCCUCCACUAAAUCUCUCAACGAGAACAACGGCCAAUUGAAAAUUGGCAUUGCUUGUGGACUGUUUCAUUCUGCUGCGCUAGUUGAUGGGAGAUUGUGGAUUUGGGGUAAAGGUGACGGUGGUCGGCUAGGAUUUGGUCAUGAGAAUAGUGUUUUUCGUCCGACUGUGAACAAUAAUUUGGAUUCAGUUCGGAGUAUUGCGCUUGGUGGACUGCAUUCGGUUGCGCUUGAUUCGCGUGGUCAAGUGUUUUCAUGGGGUUACGGUGGGUUUGGUGCUCUUGGCCAUUCCGUUUAUACUCGAGAACUCUCUCCUAAAAAAGUAGAAGGCGCAUGGGAGGGGAAAAUUAGUCAAAUUGCAACUAGCGGCACGCAUACCGCUGCCAUCACUGAAGCAGGUCAACUAUAUACUUGGGGAAGAGAUGAAGGGGAUGGCAGACUAGGGCUUGGGCCUAAUCGUGGCCCAAAUGAAGCUGGCGGACUUAGUAUACCUUCCCAAGUGAAAGCGUUACCGGUUCCUGUUGUUUCUGUUGCUUGUGGUGGUUUUUUUACAACAGUUAUUACCAACGACGGCCAUUUGUGGAGCUGGGGUGCAAAUGCAAACAAUGAGCUCGGAAGAGGUAAUCGAGUGGGUGGUUGGAAACCACAACUGAUUCCUGGUUUGGAGGGUGUUUGUGUCGUUCAAAUAGCAAGUGGUGGAUAUCAUUCUCUUGCUCUAACGGAUGAAGGUCGUGUGUUAUCUUGGGGUUAUGGUGGACAUGGACAGUUGGGACACUUUUCUACUCAAAACCAGCCCGUUCCCACAGUUAUCGAGUCUAUAGCUUCAGAGAAAGUUGUUUAUAUUGCUUGUGGAGGAUCUUCAUCAGCUGCUGUAACUGACGAUGGUAAGCUGUACAUGUGGGGAAACGCAAAGGACGGUCAACUAGGUGUUCCGGGUUUGCAAGAGAUACAAACAUUUCCAAUAGAAAUAAAGUUUCUCAAGGAUGAUGACAGUUUGGGGUCCCACAACGUUGUUGCGGUUGCCAUUGGUGCAUCGCAUGCUCUUUGCUUGGUAUCAAGGUUAAAUGAUUCAUGAUGCAGUUCACAAAAUAAUCAGAGCUCAACAAUGUUGUUUUAUAUCACCUCAUAUGUGUUCUGUUUUGUAAUGUAUGAUGCCGCCUUCUAUGAGGGACAAGUUCAGUAGAAAAUAACCUCUUGUUAGGGGUGUUUAUGGUACGGUAAAUCUCUCUAAUUUCAAGAUAUGUCGAGCCCAAUAAUAUUCUUUUGUGGUUAACCUCGUUUCGGUUGAGGUUAUAUUCACGAUCAACAUUUUUUAUGGUUAACUUUGUACACAUAUAUUAAAGUUUUUGAAUUCGUAUUCAGCUCA